UCCCAUGUUACUGUACAGAGUCCGAUCUCACUUACACAUAUCCUAUACAUAUAUAUAUGCCUGUGUAUAUAUACCCCUACCCAUGCGCCCUCGUUUAUUACAUUCUCUCUUUGUGUCUCUCAGACCGAAGGUUCCUUCUCUUCUCUGUGUGUAUAGAUACACACACACACAUAUACAUAUAUAUAUUAAUGGCGGAGCUUGACUUUCGUUCAAAGACGGCGACUUCUCGCCUAAAGCUCUUCGGUUUCAGCGUAGACGGAGACAUCGACGACGAUUUCUCCGCCACUUCCACCGAUCCCACCGCCUUCCCUCCCGCUUCCUCCGCCGUCUCUGUAGCCGGCGAACGCGGCGGCGGAGGCGACCGGAAGUACGAGUGUCAAUACUGCUGCAGAGAGUUUGCCAAUUCCCAAGCCUUAGGCGGCCAUCAAAACGCACACAAGAAAGAGCGUCAGCAACUCAAACGCGCUCAGCUUCAGUCAUCCCGUAACAUCGCCGCCGCCGCAAAAUUUUCCGUCGUCGCUCCGGCUGCUGCGCCAUCGUUCGUCCGUAACCCCAUCGUCUCCGCCUUCGCUCCGCCGCCGCAUCUCCUGUCCUCCGCCGUCCCUCCCCCGUUGCCGGCUGCGGCUGGCGGAGCUGGAGGAAGCCCGUGGGUGUAUUUCCCGCGCGUUUUGCCCGCACAGAUCCACGUGUCACACGGAUACAUGAUUCAAGGCACGAACGAUGGAAACGGCGGAGCUAUGUCGCCGGCGGUCGGGUUCCGGCACUUCUGCGUCGCAGGAGAUUCCGGCCUCGGGGUUGUUGAACCUAACAUGGGCCAGGUUCAGGCCCAUGAGAUGAUAAGUAAUGGGCCUUCAUUGAGUGGGUUUACAAAAGGCGAUGUGGGACCCGCUUUUGACGAUGGCUUGGGCUUGAAUUUGCAUCUGAGCCUCGCACCAGCUGGUCAUUGACGAUUUUGUCCCUCGUAUUAGACGGGGCUUUUUGUACAUUUUUCUCAAUUUAUUUUCUUAAUUUGGGAUUUGCUCUAGUAACCAUGGAACGUUAGUGUUUGAUUAAGUUUAUAAAUUAACUUAAAUAGAGUCGUUUUCAGAUAAUUAAAGUAAUCCUAAAUUA
Molecule: messenger RNA, 1110 nt
Organism: Tarenaya hassleriana
Lineage: Eukaryota; Viridiplantae; Streptophyta; Magnoliopsida; Brassicales; Cleomaceae
Product: zinc finger protein 6
Exons: 2
Coding region: 57-947 (296 amino acids)
Biological process (GO): trichome differentiation; cytokinin-activated signaling pathway; trichome morphogenesis
Cellular component (GO): nucleus
Molecular function (GO): transcription cis-regulatory region binding; DNA-binding transcription factor activity
Source: RefSeq, a predicted model, not a curated record